AGCCACGUCGCUCUCCACUCGCCAUUUUCCCCUCUUUACCCGAGCCAAAACCCCUAUUUUUUUACUAGCGUCACGUUUGCUCACACCUUAAACAGGUGGAAGAAGGGGGGUACUGUUUCCGGACAGUAACGGAGUUCAUCUAAGAGCUUUCAGAUAGGUCGGCUACUGAGGGGGCUUCCUCCAACAUGAACAUCUUCAGGCUAACCGGCGACCUGUCCCACUUAGCAGCCAUCAUCAUUCUGUUGCUAAAAAUAUGGAAAACCAGGUCUUGUGCCGGUAUCUCUGGAAAGAGUCAGGUCCUGUUUGCCUUGGUGUUCACCACUCGCUACCUGGACCUGCUCACAGCCUUCAUCUCCCUUUACAACACCACCAUGAAGAUCAUCUACAUCGGGUGUGCUUAUGCCACCGUCUACCUGAUCUACAUGAAGUUCAAGGCGACCUAUGAUGGCAACCAUGACACCUUCAGAGUGGAGUUCCUGGUGGUCCCUGUGGGAGGGCUGGCUUUCUUGGUCAACCAUGACUUCUCUCCUCUGGAGAUCCUGUGGACAUUUUCCAUCUACCUGGAGUCUGUGGCCAUCCUCCCACAGCUCUUCAUGAUCAGUAAAACAGGAGAGGCGGAGACCAUCACCACCCAUUAUCUGUUCUUUCUAGGCCUCUACAGGGCCCUCUACCUCAUCAACUGGAUAUGGAGGUUCUACUUUGAAGGAUUCUUUGAUAUGAUUGCCAUUGUGGCCGGAGUGGUGCAGACUAUCCUCUACUGCGAUUUCUUCUAUUUGUAUGUAACAAAAGUACUUAAAGGAAAGAAGCUGAGUCUGCCAGCCUAAGCGCCAAACGGAAGCGUCUCAGCAGAUUAGGAGCGAGGAGAGGAGGAAAAGCAUGGGACAUCUUUGGAGACAAAGAUCUAAAAAAAAAAAUAAAAACGAAUAACUACAAUGAAACCACGUCCCCUCUCUCCUUCACCUCCUCUUCCUCUCCAGUGUAAGAUGCCUGAGACAGAGAGAUGCUCUGGAGCUGCUGACGGCCCCUCUCGAUUCUGAAUUGGUGGACUGCAGAUUUCUGUUUGAAGCAUCUUGCCUUAACAUUUUUUUAUUGCUUGGUAUAAAAGGGAGAAAAGCAGUUCAUGUUUUCUAUGUAAGUGUUUAAUUGGCAGGUAAGAGGCGAAGAUGUAAAAUUGCUGAGAUUAGGAAAUGUCUGUUAAUAAAAUGGACUUCUUGUACUGGGAUAAUAAACUUUGUAAUAUUUACAAUGAAAACAUGUUUUUCAUAAAAUAAUUUGGAAGAUUUGUUGAAUCCUUUAAAAUGUUAAUGUUUUUCCUCCCUCUUUUUAAAGUUUUACAUUCCUGAUUGUAAAGUUCCUCCUGAAAUAUAAAUGCAAUACAUCUCAAUACUUUGUCCAAAAGAAGAAAAAAAACGAAACAAAUCCAAAUAUGUUUGUUCAGAUUUUAUCGGAACGGAUUUCUGUAUUUUAACUCUCCAUAUUAAAGGCUUAUGAAGAGCGAACACAGGAAAGACGUGUAAAAAGAGACCAGUUAACUCAUUUCUGUAAAUGAUUUUUUUUUUCACAUGCUACUUUCAUUAAGCACACCAUGUCACAUGUGAUUAAACUAUAUUGCCAAGCUUGUUUAUUUCAGAAAGUUGUUUUUUUUAUGCCAAAAGUCAAGCUUAUGUGCUGUAUGUGAAGCCUCACUACAGAAAGUUUCCAUCUUUUAGAUGCUGAUGUAUUUAUUUUUUUUUUUUGUUGCUGAUUCCAAUAAACAGUCCAGA
Cyprinodon variegatus (sheepshead minnow) is the source of this 1763-nucleotide messenger RNA. It is a transcript of the gene kdelr2b, whose product is annotated as ER lumen protein-retaining receptor 2. Gene Ontology annotation, molecular function: ER lumen protein retrieval receptor activity. The coding region runs from base 186 to 824 and encodes 212 amino acids. Gene Ontology annotation, cellular component: cis-Golgi network; membrane; endoplasmic reticulum. Lineage: Eukaryota; Metazoa; Chordata; Actinopteri; Cyprinodontiformes; Cyprinodontidae. Gene Ontology annotation, biological process: endoplasmic reticulum to Golgi vesicle-mediated transport; protein retention in ER lumen. The record is from RefSeq and is a predicted model, not a curated record. The transcript has 5 exons.